GUGCUGGCAGGGCUGCGUCCCCUCCUCCAUGGCGGCGGCGGCCGGGGCUGCCCCUGCCCUGCUCCCUGCGUGCCGGUGUCCCGCCGGGCCGGUGAUUUCCGUGGCUUCGCCGCGUUUGACUUCUGCCGAACAAAGCGGAGGAUCUGGCCCUGGGAUCGGACUUAACGAAGGGAGCUCGGGUGUGUUUAUUCUCCAGGCUGAGUGCGGGUCAGGGCCUUUGUUGCUGCCUGCCUUGCUGCUGGCUGCAGCACUCCCGCCGCGAGACCCGGACCCAGCCCUGGGCUGGCAAUUCCCGGGCAGCAGAGACCAGGACUGCCGUGCUGGCGACACGGCUCCGCGAACCGGGGAGCAUUACCCGAGUCGGGCUUCUGCCGAGUCCCGCUGGGCUUUGUUGUAAUUGUCUUUCUGUAUAGGGUGUUCUGGUGCCUUGGUCGUUUGUGUCCUCAAUGAGGAGUCAGUCAUGGUUUUUGGCACCUCUGGCUCAAUGGAAGGGGAGCCUGGAGAGAGCCAGGACAGCAGAGGUGCUGCCAUGUCUCUGUGCAGUGACAGGAGGGUGGGCAUGGGUGACCCCAAUGCCCAUGAUGCCAUCCUCACUGCCUGCAAGCUUGAAUUUUUCAUUGAUCUGAACUGGUGAAAUGCAUGCAUUGAGAACUUAGACUGUUGUUGUCACUGAUCCAUUAAUGUCUCCUUCAAGUUUGUGUGCUCUGUGGAAAAAGCUAGUGAUUAGAGGAUCCUGGCCAGGGUUUGACCAGUGAAUGGCUUGGUGAUGUACCAUGUGUGUAGAGCAAGGCCAAAGGCCGGGAAUUAUGAGUGAUCUGGAGUUUGGUUCAGCAUGUACCAUGACUCCUUAACUUUCCUGAGUUUGGAUUGGGGCCCCUUUUCCCAGCAAGGUGCUGAGUGCCAUGACUUCAUGCAAAAUGAGAAGGAGCAAGUGUUUGCCUCCAGUGGAUACUGGUGAGGUGGCUGGUUUGGCUUUAGACUGGAGACAGCCCAGCUUCUUCUCUGGCUGUACCCGGGAAGUGUUCCAUGCAGUGCCCUGGGGAACAUCCCACUACAGACAUGUGGUACUUGGUGAUAACAUGUGUGCUGUGACACCACCCUGUUCCACAGCCUCAUCCAAGCCCCUCUUAGCCUUCCCCAGCAUGCAGCUGUGUAGAUACCCCAACAUGGUCUGCCUGCUAUGCUUGGAGAUCACAUUUGGGCAAACGUCUUGUGCAUCAUGGAGGAGAAAAGCUGCAGACAAUAAAUAAGUUUUGAUGGUUUCAGUGCCAGGCAUGGGCAGUCCUGGCUCUUCUGCCCUGCACUCACCAUGUGGUUUAUCCAAGCCCACACCUUCCCAUGGGUUUGUCAGAGCGUGGCCAGACACAGGAAGGUGUCCUUGUUUGCCUUGCUUCCCUGAACACUCUGUGGCUGCCUCCAGCCCUUGUUCCAGGUGGAAGCCACCAUUUAAAAACCUGAAUGAAAAACAUCUCAAAGUUUAUUUUCCCUUUAGCUAAGGCUUGGCACACCUCCUCUUUGUUGCUGGUGUGCUGGGAUGUUUGAGUCUGGAAGAAAACUCCACAUCCAGGUCAUCAGGCUCUUUAUUCCACAAACACUUUUGCUCCUUUCUCCUCUGAAGUUGCCUUGCAUGGUGCAAGAUGGACUAUUUUGGAUGAUUCCUCCGUCCCCAUGGUGUCUUGGUGUAAUGAGAGCCAAAUCCACCCCUGCCCUGUGCCCAGCUGUGCUGGUCUGUGCCUGGGGCCAGAGACCCUUGUGAGCUGCCUGAAGCACAGAGGAGACUUUUUAUUGCUGGGGUCAGCUCAGGGCCUGGUGCGAGCCAGGGUGCGAUAUCCUCUUUGCUCCUUGAGCUGAGAUUGUGAGGGAUUUUGCUAGAGAAAGUGCCCGAGGUGAGAAGAUGCCAGGGGAGCCAGAGACAGGCUGCGUGGCUCUGGGGGACAUGCUGUGCAGGGAACAUCUCUUCCUCAUCUCUCCUCCUCCCCAUGGGCAGCCUGCAGAUCAGCCCUGGGGCUCGCUGCCCACCUCCUCACCCUGAGCAUCCCGCAAUCUGCCAGCCAAACUGGCACAGAGACCCGGGAGCGCUGGUAAUCCAAUUUGGGCAGUUUAGCUGCAUUUUGCUCUCCAUGCUGCUGGCCGGAGCUCCGGAGCUUUAAUCCGGCUAAUGACCCCAGCUUGAGUAACCAGGACCAUUCUUUUCAUUCAGUUUUCCUUUCUGUCGGUGAUGGCGAAGAGCUGAGGCUGCUUCUGAGUCUGGUCUGUGGUAUCAGGGACGGUUUCCAGGUACAGGGUUGACUGGACUGGCCACGCCCACGAUGCCCUGAAUGCUGAGCGAAGAGGAAGCAGAGGAGAGUGUUUCCCAUUAGCUCCUCCUCCCUCCCCCAUCCCUUUAGUUUGGGUUUGUUUCUAUUUAUUUUGUGGCUGGGUUUGGGCAUGGCCUUGGCUGGAUGUGAGGCUGCUGCAAUGUGGCUCCUUUGGCUCAAGCACCACUUGUCCAUCCACAUUUGGACCUUGCUGCUCUUGGGGAGCACCUGGCUACCGCUGGCGGAAGGCAGCCCCAAAUCUCCCUUUAGGACUUUCCCGGUUACAGACUGGAGCUUGACACACUUGGUGGUCCAUAACAAAACUGGGGAGGUCUACGUGGGGGCUGUCAAUCGGAUCUACAAGCUCUCCAAUAACCUCACACUCCUGCGGACCCACGUGACGGGGCCCGUGGAGGACAAUGAGAAGUGUUACCCUCCGCCCAGCGUCCAAUCCUGCCCACACGGGCUGGUUACGACCAACAACGUGAACAAACUGCUGCUGGUGGACUACUCGGGGAAUCGGCUGAUUGCCUGCGGCAGUGCCUCCCAGGGGAUUUGCCAGUUCCUGCGGCUGGACGACCUCUUCAAGCUGGGUGAGCCCCACCACCGCAAGGAGCACUACCUCUCCAGUGUCAACGAGUCGGGCACCAUGUCUGGUGUCAUCAUCGAGGUGCUGAAUGGGCAGAACAAGCUCUUCAUUGGGACGCCCAUUGAUGGGAAGUCGGAGUACUUCCCCACUCUCUCGAGCCGCAAGCUGAUGGCCAACGAGGAGAACGCGGAGAUGUUUGGCUUUGUCUACCAGGAUGAGUUUGUCUCUUCACAGCUCAAAAUCCCCUCGGAUACACUCUCCAAGUUCCCCACCUUUGACAUCUACUACAUCUACAGCUUCAGCAGCGAGCAGUUUGUUUACUACCUGACCCUGCAGCUGGACACCCAGCUGACCUCUCCCGACUCCACCGGGGAGCAGUUUUUCACCUCCAAGAUCGUCCGCCUCUGUGUGGAUGACCCCAAGUUCUACUCCUAUGUGGAAUUCCCCAUUGGCUGUGUGCAGGACGGCAUCGAGUACCGGCUGAUCCAGGACGCCUACCUGACCAAGCCUGGCAAGGCUUUGGCCAAGUACCUGGGCAUCUCAGAGCAGGAGGAUAUCCUCUUCACCAUCUUCUCCCAGGGCCAGAAAAAUAGGGUUAAGCCUCCCAAGGAGUCUGUGCUCUGCCUCUUCACGUUGAAGAAGAUCAAGGAUAAGAUCAAGGAGCGUAUCCAGUCAUGCUACAGAGGGGAAGGGAAGCUCUCACUGCCCUGGCUCUUGAAUAAGGAGCUGGGCUGCAUCAACUCGCCGCUGCAGAUCGACGACAAUUUCUGUGGCCAGGAUUUUAACCAGCCACUGGGAGGGACUGUCACCAUCGAGGGGACCCCGCUGUUUGUGGAUAAGGAGGAUGGGAUGACCUCGGUGGCUGCCUAUGACUACAGAGGACAAACUGUUGUCUUUGCGGGCACACGGAGCGGAAAGAUCAAAAAGAUCCUGGUGGACUUGCCAGCUGAGAGGAAGCACCAAGCUCUGCAGUAUGAGAAUGUUGUGGCUCACGAAGGCAGCUCCAUCCUGCGAGACCUGGUGCUGAGCCCUGACCGUCAGCACAUCUAUGCCAUGACUGAGAAACAGGUGACGCGUGUGCCGGUGGAGAGCUGUGAGCAGUAUGAGAGCUGUGAGCUGUGCCUGGGCUCCCGGGACCCCCACUGCGGCUGGUGUGUCCUCCACAACAUCUGCUCCCGCAAGGACCGGUGCGAGCGGGCGGACGAGCCGCAGCGCUUCGCCUCGGAGCUGCGGCAGUGCGUGCAGCUCACCGUGCAGCCCAGCAACAUCUCCGUCACCAUGUCCGAGGUCCCGCUGGUCCUGCAGGCCUGGAACGUCCCAGACCUCUCGGCAGGAGUCAACUGCUCCUUUGAAGACUUCACCGAGUCAGAGAGCCGCAUUGAGGAUGGGAAGAUCUACUGCAGCUCUCCCUCUGCCAAGGACGUCAUCCCCAUCACCAGGGGCCGCGGGGACAAGCGAGUGGUGAAGCUCUACCUGAAAUCCAAGGAGACGGGGAAGAAAUUUGCCUCUGUGGACUUUGUUUUCUACAACUGCAGCGUCCAUCAGUCCUGCCUGUCCUGCGUGAACGGCUCCUUUCCCUGCCACUGGUGCAAGUACCGCCACAUCUGCACCCACAACGCUGCUGACUGCUCUUUCCUGGAGGGGCGUGUCAAGCUCUCUGAGGACUGCCCUCAGAUCCUGCCUUCCACCCAGAUCUACAUCCCCGUGGGUGUGGUGAAGCCCAUCACCCUGACGGCCAAGAACCUGCCCCAGCCGCAGUCGGGGCAGCGCAACUACGAGUGCAUCUUCCACAUCCCCGGCAGCACCACGCGCGUCACCGCCCUGCGCUUCAACAGCACCAGCAUCCAGUGCCAGAACACCUCGUAUUUCUACGAAGGGAAUGAUAUCAGUGACCUGCCCGUCAACUUGUCUGUGGUCUGGAAUGGGAACUUUGUCAUUGACAACCCCCAGAACAUCCAGGCCCACCUGUACAAGUGCUCGGCGCUGCGGGAGAGCUGCGGGCUGUGCCUCAAGGCGGACCCGCGCUUCGAGUGCGGCUGGUGCGUGUCGGAGCGGCGCUGCUCCCUGCGCCAGCACUGCCUGGCCUACGAGAGCAGCUGGAUGCACGCCAGCAGCGGCAACAGCCGCUGCACCGACCCCAAGAUCACCAAGCUGUUCCCUGAGACCGGCCCCAGACAAGGAGGGACCCGUCUGACCAUCACUGGCGAGAACCUGGGCCUGAAGUUUGAAGAUAUUCGCUGGGGUGUCCGAGUGGGCAAAGUGGUGUGCAUCCCCAUCGAGAGCGAGUACAUCAGCGCCGAGCAGAUUGUGUGUGAAAUUGGAGAUGCCAGCACGAGCAAGGUGCAUGAGGCACGGGUAGAAGUGUGCAUCCGUGACUGCACACCCAGCUACCGGGCCAUAUCCCCCAAGACCUUCACCUUUGUGAUGCCCACUUUCUCCCGUGUUGUCCCAGCCCGGGGCCCUCUCUCUGGUGGCACCUGGAUUGCCAUCGAAGGCACCCACCUCAACGCCGGCAGCAACGUCUCUGUGACCAUCGGGGGACGGCCCUGUGCUUUUUCAUGGAGAAGCGCCCGGGAGAUUCGGUGCAGGACCCCCCCAGGGCACACCCCCGGCGGCUCCCCCAUCCUCAUCAACAUCAACCGGGCAGAGCUGAGCAACCCAGAGGUGAAGUACAACUACACAGAGGACCCCACCAUCCAGAAGAUUGAUCCUGAAUGGAGCAUCAACAGUGGUGGGACAUUGCUGACUGUGACUGGCACCAACCUGGCCACCAUCAAAGAGCCCAGGAUCCGGGCCAAGUACUGCAGCUCUGAGAGGGAGAAUAACUGCACUGUCUACAAUGACACCACCAUGGUGUGCUACGCUCCCUCCAUUGACAACCCUGUGCGGAGCCCUCCGGAGCUUGGCGACCGCCCGGACGAGAUCGGCUUUGUCAUGGAUAAUGUCCAGGCCCUGCUGAUCAUCAACACCACCAAUUUCGUCUACUACCCAGAUCCUGUCUUUGAGCCACUCAGCCCCACAGGGAUGCUGGAGCUGAAGCCCAGCUCUCCCCUCAUCCUCAAGGGCAGGAACCUGCUCCCACCAGCUGCUGGUAACUCCCGCCUCAACUACACGGUGCUGAUCGGAGACACUCCCUGCACCCUCACGGUCUCUGAGACACAGCUCCUCUGCGAGUCCCCCAACCUCACUGGCCAACACAAAGUCACAAUCAAGGCUGGAGGGUUUGAGUUCUCGCCGGGGACGCUGCAGAUCUACUCAGACAGCCUGCUCACCCUGCCCGCCAUCAUCGGCAUCGGUGGCGGCGGCGGCCUGCUCCUCCUCAUCAUCAUCAUCGUCCUCAUCGCCUACAAGCGCAAGUCCCGGGAUGCUGACCGGACCCUGAAACGUCUCCAGCUGCAGAUGGACAACCUGGAGUCCCGGGUGGCCCUGGAGUGCAAAGAGGCCUUUGCUGAGCUGCAGACAGACAUCAAUGAGCUGACCAACGACCUGGAUGGGGCUGGCAUCCCCUUUCUGGAUUACCGCACCUACGCCAUGCGGGUUCUCUUCCCGGGGAUAGAAGACCACCCUGUGCUGAAAGAGAUGGAGGUCCAGGCUAAUGUGGAGAAGUCUUUGACCCUCUUUGGUCAGCUCCUGAACAAGAAGCACUUCUUGCUGACCUUCAUCCGUACUCUGGAGGCCCAGCGGAGCUUCUCCAUGCGGGACCGCGGCAACGUGGCCUCGCUCAUCAUGACGGCGCUGCAGGGCGAGAUGGAGUAUGCCACAGGGGUGCUGAAACAGCUCCUGUCCGACCUUAUUGAGAAGAACUUGGAGAGCAAGAACCACCCCAAGCUGCUUUUGCGGAGAACGGAGUCAGUGGCAGAGAAGAUGCUGACAAAUUGGUUCACGUUUCUGCUGUACAAGUUUCUGAAGGAAUGUGCUGGGGAACCACUCUUCAUGCUCUACUGUGCCAUCAAGCAGCAGAUGGAGAAGGGACCCAUUGAUGCCAUCACAGGAGAGGCUCGCUACUCCCUCAGUGAGGACAAGCUCAUCCGGCAGCAGAUUGACUACAAAAUGCUGACCCUCAACUGUGUGAACCCUGAGAAUGAGAAUGCCCCAGAGAUCCCUGUCAAGGUGCUGAACUGCGACACCAUCACGCAGGUGAAGGAGAAGCUGCUGGAUGCUGUCUACAAGGGCGUGCCCUAUUCCCAGCGACCCAAAGCUGGGGACAUGGACCUGGAGUGGCGGCAGGGCAGGAUGGCCCGCAUCAUACUGCAGGAUGAAGACGUCACCACGAAGAUUGACAAUGACUGGAAGAGGCUGAACACCCUGGCCCACUACCAGGUGACAGAUGGCUCCUCGGUAGCCCUGGUGCCCAAGCAGAACUCAGCAUACAACAUCUCCAACUCCUCCACCUUCACCAAGUCCCUCAGCAGAUAUGAGAGCAUGCUGAGGACAGCCAGCAGCCCCGACAGCCUGCGCUCACGGACCCCCAUGAUCACCCCCGACCUGGAGAGCGGCACCAAGCUCUGGCACCUGGUGAAAAACCACGACCACAUGGACCAGAGGGAGGGCGACCGGGGCAGCAAGAUGGUCUCCGAGAUCUACCUGACCCGUCUGUUGGCCACCAAGGGCACCCUGCAGAAAUUUGUGGAUGACCUGUUUGAGACCAUCUUUAGCACAGCUCACCGUGGGAGUGCACUGCCCCUCGCCAUCAAAUACAUGUUUGAUUUCCUGGAUGAACAAGCUGAUAAGCAUCAGAUCAAUGAUUAUGACGUCAGGCACACCUGGAAGAGUAACUGUCUACCUCUACGUUUUUGGGUGAAUGUGAUUAAGAACCCCCAGUUUGUGUUCGACAUUCACAAGAACAGUAUUACUGAUGCCUGCCUAUCCGUGGUGGCUCAGACAUUCAUGGACUCCUGCUCGACCUCUGAGCACAAGCUAGGAAAGGACUCUCCCUCCAACAAACUACUGUAUGCCAAGGACAUCCCCAACUACAAGAGCUGGGUAGAAAGAUAUUAUGCAGAUAUAGCUAAAAUGCCAGCCAUCAGUGACCAGGACAUGAGCGCGUACCUGGCGGAGCAGUCACGGUUACACCUCAGCCAGUUCAACAGCAUGAGUGCCCUGCACGAGAUCUACUCCUACAUCACCAAGUACAAGGAUGAGAUUUUAGCUGCGUUGGAGAAGGAUGAGCAGGCCCGGAGGCAGCGACUGCGGAGUAAGCUGGAGCAGGCGAUCGACACAAUGGCCUUAAGCAGCUGAGAAGGCGGCGGCGGCGCCAGCGUCCGGCAGCGGGGCGGCAGGACGGACGGACGGACGGAUGGACAGAGGGAGGGAGGGAGGAAGGACCGGCCAGCGGCAGCCGCGGGCACAAGACUUUGGGGCUGGGAGCGGCCGGGCCCGCGGGAGCCGCCCGCUCCCCACGGACACACCGAGAGACCUCGCGCUUUAGCGGAACGAACACAAACCCCGAGGAGAGCAGCAGCGCCGAUGGAGCUCCCUGAGCCACAGAGAGCCCCAGGCCCAUGGGAGGCAGCAGGGACCUUGCAGAGAGGCCGUGCUGGCGGAGGAGAAGGGGGUCCGGCCCCACCGACCUGCUGGGCACCCCUUGCCUGGGCAGAGCCCCUGAGCCCACAUGGGAGGAGGGCCGGGACCGCGGGGCUUCUAGGAAGGCGUUUGGAUGUUGUUGUUACUUUGGUGAAGGGAGGGUGGGUGGGCUCCUAUUUUUACUGUACUUGACUUGCUCUCCCUUCCUUCCCCCCAGCUGUCCACCCCCUCUCCUCCUCCUCCUCUCUCUUUUUCUGUCUCUGCCCCCUUCUCUCUCUCUCUCUGGCCUUCUGCCACUAGUGUUAACUGCUAUAUUUGCACAAUUUACACGAGACAAACAAAAUUUUUAAUUUAAAGGGAAAAAAUUAUAACUAAAAAUGGGAGGGGAAAAAAUAUUCUGAAUUUUUUGCAACAAACUAACAAAAAUGAUUUUACGAGAUAAGCUAAAGGACUGAUGCUGGGGAGAUUUGGGGUUGGGGCUUUAGGGGUGGGCAGGAAAGGGAGCUUUGAUAUUUCUAAAAUAUGUCCUGUGCCAUGUUUUAUUUGAAUGUUGUUUAGUGCGAAAAAAAAAAAAAUUGAAGCAAAAAAAGUUGGGAGUUUUGUUAGCUGGAUAGAUGCUGUUAUUUUAAUGCUGCUGAGUGGUUCUGGAGGUCAAAAUCAGAGAGGAAGGGAGAUCCCAAGGCUGGUUUUAAUUUUCCUGGGUGGUUGCUGAGGGAUGGUUGGUGUUUUGUUGAGCUUGUCCUUGUUUUCCCAGUUUGCUGGCCGUGGGGUGGUCUGGGCAGUGCUCCUGCUCCUGCCUGGCCUGGGAUGAGGUGGGGUGGAGGAUGGUUGUGGGGCCUUGGGGGCUGUCAGGAGGGUUGAUGGAGAGCCAGCCUGGCUUCUUGUGUCAGAUUCUUUGGCACUGGAGCCACCUUAACAAAGCCCCUUUACAUUUAUUUUUCCCCAUCAUCUUUUUGUGCUGAUGCAGGGGAAGAGACCAGAUCCCCAGUGAAAGGGGAGGCAGCUCCUCUGCACUCCUGGCUGGGAUGUCCCCUGGCAAACCCCACUGGGUUCCCAGCCCAUGCAGGGACUGGGAUUCUGGCUGCCAUGGGGCUGUCACCUGCUCUUCCACCUGGGGAGCCCAAACGUGUGCAGGACCUUCCGCCCAAGACUGACCUUCCUUUCUCUGUCUUUUCCUUCUUUCUCCCCCUUUCUCCUCUUGCUGUCACCCCAUCUCCCCUCCGCUGCCUCUGCCCUGACAGGGCUUCGCUGGAGACCCGAGGUCUCUCCCUCAGCUUCCCCCUUGGAAAUGUCAGUUCCUUGUGGGUUUGUGCUUUCCAGAGAUGAAAAGGUGCUGAAUGCUGCCCCAAAUGGCAGCAGGUGACCAAAAACUUCCAAAAAAAAAAAAAGAGCAAAACCCUUUCCUUUUCUGUACUGAGAGCUCCUGUCACUGCCCAGGCCACAGCACAUGGGGCCACACUCUGCCAGGAGCGGAUGGCUGUCGAAAUCCAAGUGGAGAGAAGCCCAGCUGAUUUCUGUCCAUUCCCUUAAAUUGCAAGUUAAGGGGGGGAGAGGGAGAAAUAAUGAAGUUUUUAAUUAAAAAAAAAUAAUAAAAGUGUGUAUAUAUAUAUAUGUGGUUACAAUCUAAUUCUCGUGCCCCAGUGGGGUGCUGUAUAGUUAACUGAAGGAGAAUUGAACCAAUAUAAAAAUGAGAUGAAUUUACACAGCCAGUUAAAACAAAACAAACAACCACUGGAAAAAAAAAUUAAAAAAGGAUACCAAAUGGUGUGGAAGGAACUUCCAAGCCUUUCUCACCAUGCAGAACAACCGUUUGAAGUCUGCACAUCUCUCAUUAUGUUGUAAUUUUGUUUGGUUUUGUUUUGUUUUAAUAAGGAGGGAAAGGAGAGAAGUUACUGAUUAAAAAAAAAAAAGAAAAAAAAAAGACAACAAAAGAAUCCAACCACAACAGCAAAACUGUUUGAAAAAGAAUUUAUAAUUGUUUCCCAAACCUACGAACCCUGAGCUGUCGCUGGAUUUCUGAGAGCUGUGGGCUGUUGCAUGACUGUGCUAGAUUUUAGUCUGAGUUGAUCUUUUUAAGAAACAGAAGAAAAAAACCCAUAAAACAAAGAAACUGCGAGUAUUGAAUAUUAGAGGUUUGUUUAGACCUGUUACCUAUUUUUUUUAAUUUGAAAUUAAUUUGCCACUUUCUCGUCCAAAAGAAAAAAAAACCAAGAAACAGCAAAAAGAAAGACUUUAGAGGUUCACAUCUCAAAUGUGGUACUUGGAGAGCCUUAAAGGACAGCUGUGUGCCCUGUGCUGGGGCCACUGCUGGCUGCCAGCAUCUCUCUGGGUGCUCUGGUGGAACAGAACCCUCCAGGGGUCCCUUUAUAGAAUUCACUGCUGCUGUGGUGGGGUGGAGGGGUGCCUGCAGCUCCCUUUGGUGCAAAACUUCUUCCUUGUGGCAUUGCUGGCUCCGUGGUGCUGGUGGAGGUCCUGGAAAUGGCCCGGAGGAUGGCGGCAAUGCAUCGGUGAUCACUGCGGAGUGAUGGAAGGGGAGCGAUGGCUCUGGGGUCUCUGUCCAGGACUGGAGUGGGUUCUGCCUGUUGCAGUGGUAAGAGUGUCUUGGGGAGCUUCGGUUGCUGUUGCAAGCACGUGGGUUUUGUGGUGGUUGAGAGGGGAUGGAGAUGUGUUUCCAAGAACACCUCCCUGAAAAUUUCUCUGUUGACGCAGAGGGCUGGAAGCACUGUUGAUUGCUGAGGUCUGUUAGCUGUAGCUUUCCCAGCACCAAUGCUGUGGGUGCUCCCUCAGCCAGCCUGGAGGGACAGAUGAGGUUUUUGGCCAUGGUGGGUCUGAGAUGGAUUUGGGCAGCAGAGAGGCUCCUGGGGAGGUCAUGCUGGGCUGGCUGGCAGUGCCAUGGUGUGGCUCUGCUUUCUGGGCUCCCCUUGUGCUGUGACCUGGCUCUUCCAGCCCCCUGGUGAUGCUGACUGCCUGUAGUGUGAUCCUUGGGAUGAGUUCCCGUUGGCUUCCUCCUGGAGAGCUUUGGGGUGUUUGUGGUUUGCUCCACUGAAGGGUACCCCAGCAUCUCCCCACUGCUUGGGGGUCCCCUUGCUGCCCCUAACAGAGGGUGCUGGUCAGUGAGGUGGGCACUGUGGUGCUGCCCGCAGCCUCUGGCGCUUCUUGGUGCUACCUUUGCCUUUCGCAUGAUGCCCAGCGUCCUUAAUUGUGCCAGGCAGCUGCCCACCCUCCCUUGACCGGCCUGGUGGGGUCAGAACUGGCCCUGUCAGACCCUGCCUCGGAAGGGGGAAAGGUGUGGAGAAGCUGGGAAGCAUCCACAAGACUCCUCUUCCUGCUGGCGUAGCCCGUGCCCCAGAGUGGGGUGAAAUGGAGAAGCACUCCUUGUUGUGAGCCUGCAUUUCUGGGCACUCCUGCUCUGGCCCCCCACCAGAAGCAGCUGGACCAUGCAGGUUGAUCCCGCACCACUGCAAGCAAGGGGGUCCCUCCCUGCUCUCGUUGCCUUUCGCUUCAGUUUGGGCUUAAAAAAUGUGCAGUGCAGCCUGGUAGUGUCUCCCCUAGCAGGAGCCCCAUGUCACGCCCAGGGCUGGCCCCAGCCUGGGGACUGGGAGCAGGGGAUGGGUAGGGGGACCCCCGCAGGCUCACCCGCUCCCCACCAAAGCGCACAACAAGCUGUCCUUUAAGGAAGCAGGGGGAACCCUAAGGCGGACCCGGCGAGAGGCAGAGAAUUCUCAUAGUUUUAGAAAAUUAAAUGGGGAAAAAAAGAAUCACACUCCGGAGUCCUGAUUCCCUUUCUGUGAUUGUUUCAGACUUGAAGCAACAGGCCAGCGUGGCUGGUCAAGCGCCCUUUGAUCGUGUAAAUAUCCUGCUAUUUCCUAUUUUAAUGUUCUUCAGAUUUAGUACUUGUAAAUAAACACAUGCAUCAAGGAGAGAUUAAACAUUUUUGCUAAA
Messenger RNA from Motacilla alba alba, 12351 nucleotides. RefSeq names its product plexin A1 (gene PLXNA1). Gene Ontology annotation, molecular function: semaphorin receptor activity; protein binding. Bases 2428 to 8124 code for a protein of 1898 amino acids. The record is from RefSeq and is a predicted model, not a curated record. Gene Ontology annotation, biological process: positive regulation of axonogenesis; regulation of cell migration; regulation of cell shape. The transcript is spliced from 32 exons. Gene Ontology annotation, cellular component: semaphorin receptor complex. NCBI's taxonomy places the organism in Eukaryota, Metazoa, Chordata, Aves, Passeriformes, Motacillidae.